AAGAUGCUGUAGAGCGCGGUAAAUCUAUGGUCCCGUAGUGAGCAGUCAUGUCGGAGAAGUGCCGUGAAGAUUCUCAGUUUUCAACGCCAAAGCGGCAUCCCAAUGGUGCCAUCAGUGGAAUGUCGUUUCCUGGGAGUCCCCCGAUGAAGGAUAAUACUCUGUACCCUUGGAACUGGGGAGAAAAUGUGUGUAAAGUGGAGCUGAGUAGUCCGUGUUGCAGCAGUGGGAGUAACUCUUGUGAAAGCCCUGAUCCCAGAAGCUGUGAAUCAAAGAGAGGACGACCGCGGGCGGAUGCUAUCAAUACCCUGAUUAUCGAAGGUGCUCAGUCCCCCAGCAGCAUCAAGUGUCCCAUCUGCAACAGAGUGUUUCCCAGAGAAAAGUCACUCCAAGCUCAUCUACGGACACAUACUGGUGAGCGUCCAUACCAGUGUGAUUUUCCUGGGUGCACAAAGGCAUUUACACAGAGUGGUCAGCUGAAGACCCACCAGAGACUACACACGGGUGAGAAGCCUUUCAUCUGCUCUGCUCCAGGCUGUACAUCUCGAUUCACCCAUGCCAAUCGUCACUGUGCUGAACAUCCCUAUGCCACUCUGCAGCGGACAUCAGAUCUAAACAUCAACCCACAACUCUCACCUGCAGAGUGUACUGAUGACGUCUUGCAAUGGCUAGAGAAAUAUCGACAUGAAAAAAUGGAACGAACACCAGCUAAAGCACGCAAGAACAAACGUGAACUGGAUGGUUCGCCCGAGACUCAUACUCCCCACACACCCUCUUCAGAAUCUGACAUAAUGUCUCCACCACCAGUUAAACGUACGAAAUCUCGCCGUGGUCUUGGUCCAUUAAUGGAGCAGCAACAAAAUAUUCCUGAUAGCCGUUCAGCCACGGUUUAUCAGACACAUCUUACAGAUGAAAAUGUAUACAUGUCUCCUGAAAGUUACGGUGGAGAUGAAAAUAAGUAUGGAGACUAUCAUCGCCCACAACGUCCGUUGCCAGCAUCUCCAAAUCAUGCUCGUGUUUUGAGGAAUACAGAAAAUUUGCAGAGCCCUAUCAAGACACACACUUACCGAGGAUUUGAUAUGGAUGGAAUAAAGCCUUUGGUAGAAAGUGAGGACAAUGUUUUCACAUCACACAUUUCUUUGAAUGAGGAUCUUGGCACACACGAGCCUCAUCAUAUCUCGCAUGAACCUGAGGUUGUUCUUGGAAUGAAUUUUCCAAAUUCAUUGGGACUAAACACAGAUACCUUGGGACUUCUUCCAGAUCACAUUUUGGAAUGUGAUCAAGUAUUGGUGGAAUUACCUUGGCACAUACCUAAAACAUCAAAUAUUCUCACAGAUGUUCCAAUUGAGUUGUCAGAUAAAAAGGCUUUAAGUGAGGGCUACCAACAAGAACAAUUACCACAAGUAGUACUAUCUCUCCCAGAAACACAUCUUUCAUCCAAUGUUGUUACUGAAAGCCUAGAUAAUAUUGUUGAUGACAAAUCCCCACACUCUGACAACUCUCCCCAGUUAGAGGAGACUUGGCGCAUGAGACAGCCCAAAAAGAGAUGGCUACGAGAAGCUCGUCUUGAGCAAGGGGAACUGGAAAGCCCCAGACACAUCUCAGAAUCUGAGAACCAAAUCCGGCCCUCAGUUGUUGUAAAGGCUUCCUCUUCACAAGUUGCCCCAGUGAUGGGUCCUCUUCCUAGAGGAGAAACCAAGGAGAAGUGGAUGGGGGCCAUGGCUCUUAUACAACUUGCAGAGGUUCCGGAGGAUGGAUCUCAACCACUUAAUCUUUCUACUGCACGAUACACCACUCUUUAAUUUUUCAAAGUGAAUACAUUUGGAAAACAGUGAAGCACUAAGACAGGUUAUCUGCAGAAAUAGCCUUGUCAUGAGCUUAUCAACUUGGGUUGUAAGUUGCUAUGCAUCUCCUACUGCUAGUCGUCUGCGCAAUCAGUAACAAAAAUGUCAAAAUGCUUUUAUGCUUUAUUAUAGUUUUAUAUUCUCCCAUGUUACCUUUCAGUUUUCUUAAAUGGAAAUUAUGGCCACAUGUAUAAAUACCUGAAUCUCCUUACUAUAAUUGUGCUUAUAAAUGUGGAGAUUUAUUCCAACGUUAAUUAACCUUGUACCUGGAACAUGCCUUUAUUCAGAUUUAGUGAACUUUAUAUUUUAUUCGAUUUGUUCUGUUUAAAGGCUACCUAUAGUUACUACUAAAGGACUAUAUUUGAUGUAUAUAUUUUGAAUUAUGUUGUAGCUUUAUAUUGAUUAUAUUAGUAUCGAUUCCCAGUCACAUAUGUACAUGAAUAAAUUUAUACAUUAAAA
Procambarus clarkii (red swamp crayfish) is the source of this 2300-nucleotide messenger RNA. RefSeq lists its product as uncharacterized. Gene Ontology annotation, cellular component: nucleus. NCBI's taxonomy places the organism in Eukaryota, Metazoa, Arthropoda, Malacostraca, Decapoda, Cambaridae. Gene Ontology annotation, molecular function: DNA-binding transcription factor activity, RNA polymerase II-specific; RNA polymerase II cis-regulatory region sequence-specific DNA binding. The record is from RefSeq and is a predicted model, not a curated record. Gene Ontology annotation, biological process: regulation of transcription by RNA polymerase II.